AUGUACGUGGGUAUCGAAAUGCUAAGCACGGUAAAAAAGUGGGCCUCAUUCCCCGACCUCGAAAGAGCCCUCGAUUUCGCAGCGUUGGGUAGGAAGCAUACGGGUAGGCUACUGAAGUCUCAGGACCGAUGGAAGCUGCCUGGAUUACAAAGAACUAUGAUGAUGAUUUGUGCCUACAAUGCACGUACACUUGCAUCCGAGUCCGCUAUAGAAGGCUUUCUCAUGCAAGCAAGAACGAUAAGGUAUGACGUCACCGGCCUGGCCGAGACGAGGCGACGCCACCCAUACAACGCCGUUUAUGACACCGGAGAAGAACUUUUCCUCGGAACAUGCGACAGUAGAGGAGUCGGCGGGGUCGUUGUUAGUGUCAACACGAGUUUGGCCAUGGACGUCGAUUCAUUCGAACAGCUUACAGCCCAAAUCGGACGUUUACGAUUAAAAGGAUGUGAAUCACUACCGGCUUUGACAUUCUUCGUCGUUUACGCUCCGACAUCAAACUAUGACGAAAGAAGAAGUCGAAGCAUUCCAUAUGGACUUGGAGAAAUUCUACAGGGAAGACCAUACAUUCUUCAAGGUCAUCAUUGGAGAUUCCCAACAUCAAGAUUGGAUAAAGCAAAACGUCGGCAGAACGUUACAUUAAAACCAACUGACUAG
This is a messenger RNA of Angiostrongylus costaricensis, 654 nucleotides long. The record is from the annotation of a GenBank genome assembly. Lineage: Eukaryota; Metazoa; Nematoda; Chromadorea; Rhabditida; Metastrongylidae.